GGCCGGACGCAUUACGCCGAUUGGCCGAUUGGCGGGCCCUGAUUGGAUAGAGAAUGUGUCACUAAUAAUUUUAUGCGCCGCAGUGCGGCUCGGCACGGCCAGGCCGUGUGUCCACUGUUCCGCUCCCCGGUUGACAGGCAUGCCCAUUGGCAAGCUCGCAUAUCGGGCAGCUCGGGCGGGAAGGGAAAUGGCUAUCAUAAUUAUCCUCAUCUUUCCUUUCCCCCCCUUGCAUUGAUGUUUUUGUUUUGCCGGCGGAGCCCCAGUGGCGGUAGGGGAGCCGGGCCGUGCCAAUCGUGUUCCACCGCUGUGUUUUUGCCCCCAGGACUUUGCUGGUCGUCUUCGUCUUUGGUCGCGACUGUGCCCGUUGAGAGGGAGCGUGCUUUUGGACAGUUUUGACUGACGGGAAGGCUAUCGAUGGCCUAAGCAAACGAAGAGGCCCACAAUCUGGUGAAGCUGAAAGCGCCCGUGUGGACGCAGGCGCAGCUCAAGGAGGCGAUCCAGGCGGUGGUCACGCAGAAGAUGCGCUUCACGCAGGCCUCGACCAAGUACGGCAUCCCGAAGGGGACGCUGUACGAUAACAUUCUGGGCAAGUCCAAGCGCAUGAUGGUGCUGGACGAGGCCGGCCUCACGUCGGACGAGGAGAACGCCGUGCUAGAGUUCUGUUGCGAGAUCUCCAUCUCGCCGUUCAACCGGCGCACCAAAAAGAGCCUCCACGCGAUCCUCAAUUUCGUGGAGAAGCUCCGGCGGGCGCGCGACCCGGACUUUGAGUUCCAGGGGCUCUCGGGGUUCCGCUGGUGGUGGGCCUUUUGCAAAAAGCACAGCAUAGUGUCGCUGUACUUUGACUGCAGUGACUGAGAGACGCUCGCAUUCCCGUUACAACAAGCAUUCCACUCUCUCCAGUCCAGAGUUACCUGACCCCGCCCCAAUGCAUUGCCACUGCCGCGAAGAGUAUUACUUGCUGUGGCGCCUAGACAUACCUUUGGCUGUGUUGAAACCCCCCUUGCCUCUCUUGAUGUCCUCUCAGGAAUUUUGUUUUACCACUAGCAUGUGCCUUUGUGUAGUUGUAGUAGUAGUGAGUGUGCGCGUGUUCGUGUGAUAUGAUUUGGCAUGUAUGGCUAUUUUUCACUGGAUGUCAUUAGAGAAAUAGUUGUUGUUGACGAUUUCUGACUGAUUAUAACAAAUUUUGUGUAACUGUUUUUAUUCAUAAGGUUUUGUUAAAAGACUACUUAUUUUCAGAAAUGUGUUUUUCAUUUUUAGGAAAAAUUCUAUUGUAAAUGGACUUAAAAUAUAUGUACUAAGACGUGCGCUCGCAUCGCAAGGCUAGGCCUUUGACUUUUACAGGCUUGUUUUCAAAGCCAUUCAUUUGUGUGCCAUUUUGUGUUAUGUUUCAUGAAUUUUUACAUUUUUUAAAUCAGUCUGGUGUCUAUCAUGUACCUUAUUUAGUCUUCUGGCCCAAGCCUUGCGUCGCCGACGCUUAUGUUGUUCUUUAGAUAAAAAUUUUAAAAGUGAAUGCAUUUAUGUUUGUUAAAAAUGGAUGUGUUAAUACUCUUGGAAUUUAUUUAUUGUUCUUGGGAAUUAUGGAAUCGGCCGUUGCAUAUCGAGUUUAUUCGCAAGCUAUAUUUUAAUGUGUCGUUUUACAAGUCGUAUAACGUGUUAAGUGAAAUUCGGUCUAAUACAUAUUGUGCCGGCCUCAAUAAUUGUUUGCUCACUUAGUUAACAUAUUGCAUAAUUUUAUUGAAUUAUUGUUGUUUUGUCUUUAAAAGAGUACAACUACCAAGUCUAUGUAACAUAGUGUAGGUGGGCCUUCGAGGUGACCUCACAGGGUGCGCCCUAGUUGUAAGUGUGUGAGUGCCUGUGUUUGUUGGAGAUCGUGCCAUUUGGGACAAAGUGCCAGGUUUUGUGCCAUACAUUGGGCGAUGGGUCCGCGUGGGCAAGUUGGAGGUGCGGCGACAACACUUUUAGUGUUGAGUCUGGGUUUUCGAUACAGAAUGCGGGUCAUUUUGUUCCUGGACUCAGACUUUGUCACCUGCCUUUAGCUUUGUACAUAUUCAUAUUCCAUCUUUUAUUUUCAACUUGGAAACAGGAUGCAUUUUGUAACUGUCACUUUCUUGUGGAAUAUUUUUAAAAGAAAAAUUAGGAGUAUUUGCAGUGCUGAUACUUCUUGGAGCGGCUCUCUACGCGCUAACACUUGCUCCACCGGAGCCCAUCGCCGUCCUUGUUCCUCGAUCUCUGAGUAAUCCUGCGGGUACAAAACGUAGAGUCAAACCGUGUCACAGGUGGAGUGAAAGUGCGAGAAUGUGAGUGAGUGUGUGUAUGUGUGUGUGUCUGUAAACCUGAGGUGCGUGGCGCCUGUCGCUAGCAAGACUGAUGUCGGUUGAUUUUUAUUUUUACUAGAAAAGUUAAAAGUCUCUCUGGCGGGCUGGCGCCUACAUUCCGUGGCUUGAUUGUGAUGACAAAGACUUAUCACGCCCACCGAGGCACUGCCAUAUUUUCCAAGACGCACUAUUGUGCGUUAGCAUACGGUCGCAAUCGAGUCCAAAACCAUGUCGUUUUUAAUAUAAUUUUUGUAACUUUGGUAGUUUCCAUGCAUGACUUUUCUGCAAGAGGGAACUGGAUGAAAGCUGUGAGUCAGUACUGUGAGGCAAUUUGUACUUCUUUCUUGUUUUAGAAAUAUUUUUUGUUAUUGUUUAAAUGGAGGAUUAGAAGGCUGAUCAGUCACUAGUCGGAUCCGCAUUUUCUUAACAUGCCAUAUGUUGCCAUAUUUGGACAUGUUUUGUCCUCAGUCCUAGACGCCUGAUAGAACAAGUAAGGAUAAGAUACGGACUGUUAGUUUUCUUAGCUGCUCUGUCCUGUUUGCUUUUCGUCUCUCACAAAUCAAAAGACGUCAAAAUACUGUGAGAUAAAUCUUCAGUUUUCCUUUCUGUGUUCUUUUUAUUGCCGGUAACAUAUCACAUGGGUCAAUCAUAAGUUUCUUUUUUAUUACCUUUAAUGUGCCAUGCAACAACGAAAAAUUUGUUUCGAUGCUAAACUUUAUAGUGUUUAUUACACAGUAAUUAAUGUGUAUGCCAUGAUCACAAGACAGUCUUUUUAUUUAAUUUUUACCUUUUUGAAAUAUUUAUUUGUAUUGAGUCAAAUUGUGUGUGGAAGUCAGGAAAGAAAAAUGACUCUGUUGUGCAAUGUUUCACAAUCAUUAAGAUUAUUAAAUUAUAAUCGGUGAGCAUAAAAUGAACUGGCGAUGUGACAGCCGACGGUUGGCGUGUGAAUACCUCGAAACUGUUGAUUAACACGCUAACAUUUGAUAUUACCAUGACACGUAUUGCAUACAUUGUGCUGUUCUUUAUGUAUUAAAUGACAUUGGAGAGUCAUGGUUGUGAUUAGUUCUUAUGCUGUCCCCUUCUCCUUUGUACAUCCUGAAAAACGGCUUCGCCUUGCAUAUUCAAGUAGCAUUGUGACGAAAUUGUAUCCGUACACGAAUAAAAGAAACUUCGUUAUGUGGAAAUCA
Molecule: messenger RNA, 3502 nt
Organism: Thrips palmi
Lineage: Eukaryota; Metazoa; Arthropoda; Insecta; Thysanoptera; Thripidae
Exons: 2
Coding region: 520-855 (111 amino acids)
Source: RefSeq, a predicted model, not a curated record